AUGGCCUUGCUGCAGUUGGAAGCUGCUAGGGUGUCACCUGAGACAUCCCAGAGACAAUAUUUAGAUUUUAUUAUUAGUGGGAGAGCUUCAACGGGUCCUUCUUCUUCUUUAUCCGUUCAUCCUCAGGAAUGGAGCUUGGAAAGCUUCCUACAACAUCAUCCAGCCAAGUUGAUGGUGGCUGGUCUUUGCAUCAAGGGGUUUCCAGUGUUGGUGGAGAGCGUUAAGAAAUAUUGCGUGUUGUUUGAUUCAGGAGCGAAACACUCUUUUGUGUCUGAGGGUUGUGUUGAGGAUUUGGGGUUGGUUGUGAGAGAGCUACAAUAUGAUUUGACUGUAUCUAGUCCCACUUCGGGGUUGGUUAAGACACCUACAUUGUGUGUUAGAUGUUCAGUGGUGGUUGAAGGGCGUCAGUUCAAGUUGAAGCAAGAAUUGUUGGAAGGAGCGUGUUGCUUUCUAGUUUUGUCUCACUUGGAGGUUGUUCCGAGUGAGCGGUGUGUAGAUCGCUCGGUAGUUAGUAGAGUGGACCAUUCGGUAGCAAGUAGUAUAGAUCGAACGGUGGUAAGAGACUUUUUGGAUGUGUUUCCUGAGGAAGUGCCUAGAUUGCCUCCUCAACGAGAAGUUAAGUUCUUUAUUGAUCUGGUACUAGGUGCUGGACCAGUAUCAAUAGCCCCUUAUAGGAUGGCUCCAGCAGAGUUGGCGGAACUUAAGAAGCAGAUUGAGGAAUUGUUGGAGAAGUAG
This is a messenger RNA of Vigna angularis (adzuki bean), 735 nucleotides long. RefSeq lists its product as uncharacterized. NCBI's taxonomy places the organism in Eukaryota, Viridiplantae, Streptophyta, Magnoliopsida, Fabales, Fabaceae. The coding region runs from base 1 to 735 and encodes 244 amino acids. The transcript is spliced from 3 exons. The record is from RefSeq and is a predicted model, not a curated record.